AUGUCGGCAGGAAUCAUGGAGGAGUAUCAAGAAGGUCAACUAGACAGCGACGAUGUCUUUCCCUGCAAAGGGUGUGGAGAGAUCCUCGAGGAGGGAAAAGCAUUUGAGUUGGCUGGAAAUCGAUGGCAUCUCAACUGCUUUCGAUGCAAUACCUGUGGUACCUUACUCGACUCCGAUGCGAACCUAUUAUUACUUGGCGAUGGCUCGCUUAUAUGCAAUAACUGCACCUACAGCUGCAGCGCUUGCGGCGACAAGAUCGAAGACCUCGCUAUUUUAACCGGCGAUCAGGCUUUUUGCGCCGCCUGUUUCCGAUGCAGGAACUGCAAAAGAAAAAUUGAGAACUUGCGAUAUGCUAGGACCUCGCAAGGAAUAUUUUGUAUGAAUUGUCACGAAUCUCUCAUGGCAAGGCGUAGAAAAAAAUCCAAGGCUGCCGCGCAGGCCAAGGCACGUGAAAAAGAUGCGUCGCCCAUGAUAGUGGACAAGUCACUUCCAGCAUUACCUCCUAAUGCCAUACCCCCCAAUGCCUUCUCAGAUGACAGAGUCGAUCCCGAGUCCGACACUCCGACAGAGCUUUCUCCACGACCACGACCCAACUACACUCGAAACGACUCCUCACAAAGCAGCUCGAGGCCAGCUAGGUCUCCGGAGAGAUCGACUGAUCAUGCUGGAAGGGAUCCCGGCCUUCUACCAUCGCAGAGUUAUCGCAAUAACCGCAACUCGUCGAUUUUCUCAGGUAGCGAUAUCACUGGUAGUAACGCUGACGACCAGAGCUUUUUUAUCCCGGUUGCUUUGGAUCCGAGUCCAGUGCCAUCCUCAGCACCUAGAUCAGCAACUGAAGCACUUGUCGAGGCCAAUAAAAGGGCCAAAGACAAAGACUACUUCAGUCUUCCGAAGCCAGCUGCGUCCGAGCGAAGAGAUACUUUACCGUCAUCUACACCACAUAUUGCGUUUCAAGAGAGGGGAAGGCAAUCCUCGUUCGAUCACGAGAGCCCGCCCCCCAAAUCACUGAGUAGAAAACUUUCCAAGUCUUCUAGGAAUGAUAAAAAUGUUCCUACAAAGCCAGCCCCUGCUCCAGAAGAUAGAUCUCAAAAGCCGGCGAAUGGUAAAGCGCACGCGGCCGAAGACUUUAAGUUGCAAGAAGCCCCCAAAAGUAAGAAGGUGAAUUCUCAGACGGGUUCUCAAUCCAAUUCAGUGCAAGAUUCCGGUUCUAGGGGUAGUGUCAGUUCUGGUCGAAAGGACAAAGAUGGGAUUUCUGAUUCACCCCAACACCUACACGGCGACGAUAAGACAAGCACCCCACGUAGUUCGCAGGACUCGCGUGUCAAAGAAGAUGAUGAAGUACGGUCGAAUGAUUCUUUGGCAACAUCAAUUAGCAACAAUGUGAAGCCAAUUACUAGAAAAGAGCUUCCGGCCACGGCAUCUAAGAAUAUAAAUGGUGCAGCAUCUCGCACUCCUGCCUCCGAGCAGAAGCCUGCGGACCCGUAUAUGACACCAAGGGCGCCUCCUGCUCCGCCGGGACACGCUGCACAGGCUGCACAGGCUGCGGCACAAGAAUCAGCUGGCUCAGCAACCGAACCCAAAACAUCACCCAAACUACCUAGGUGGAGUUCAGGUGGUGAUUUCAGCAUGGAUGAGGAUAUGGCCCGUAUCUUGGGCACAGAUGAGGGCUCUUCUUCCAUACUCCGUCGGGUCUCGAACGCAGUACGCCACGGGCGAACGAAUAGUACAGAAUCAAGCAGCAACGUCCCUAGGACGGGUCAUACGCGAAGUGCCAGCGAAACGACUCGUACCACUACAUCGCCUCGCUGGCCAAAGACUCCAAUCGCCGAGGAUGCGGUCAAUGGGGCUGCUCAUGAUAUCGCUAGCCCCCUAUCGAUCAACCCGAACGAUGAUCCAGUUUUAUUGAAACGACGUCUCCGGAACUCUGAGCAAAGGGUUGCAGAGCUGGAACGCCAGUUCAACAACGAGAAAGAUCUCAAGAAUCUCAAUCAAAAGCUCGAGGAAAAGCGCAAAACGGUUUCCGUGCUUGAUACCCAGACUGAAAUUAUGAUCCGUCAGUUGGAGGCAUUAGCUGGAUACGUGGAAAGGGCCAAGGAAGCGAAGCGACCUAUCGACCCUCGUGAGCUAGAAGAGUCUGCUCUAAAGGAUUUCGUUCAGAGACUUGAAAAACUCAAGCAGUCUAUGUCAGCUAGUCUUGAGCAGCUUCAUACCGAACGGGACGAGCUCGUCGAAGAGAAAAAUAGAGCUAUUGCUGAAAGGGAUCGUGCUCGAGUGGAAUUUGAACAACUGGUUUCUAAGAACGCACAGUUGGCCGACUUGAACAAUGAUCUCACAAAUCAAAUUCAAGAAAGAUUCAAGAAUCAUUCUGAUCCUAGGUCUCCUCCAAAUGGUCUCGGAAUAUACAGUCAGCACAAGGGUACAUCGAAUCAUUCGAUAAGCUUGGAUACCUCCAGCAUCCAAACCGGUACUACAAUGAUGGGCGGCGACCAUGAGGAGACAAUUCUCGAAACUGGACCGACUGUGGUCAAGAUAGGGAAGGGCCAGGUCAAGAAGUUCAACUGGAAGAAGGGAUCAAAAGCCAUGGCCCAGAAUAUUGCCAAGGGCGUAAACCGCACAGUCGUCGCCUUCCAACAACCAGACCGCGAGCGGCAUGGGCCAGGGAUGGGGAAUGAAAACAUUGGUCUUCCUUACAAUAUGACCGUUGUGCCGAUCGAGUCGCCGGUUGCAGUCACAUACGGACAACCCAAUGGUCUAAACCGCCAAGCCCAACACGUAGACAAUAGUCGACAGGGCUUCUUUGGGUUUAAGAAAGCAACAGCAACAAACGUGACUAAGGCCGGACCGAACAUGUCGUCCAUGCCAGCCGCUGCAGAAGCACCCUCAAUCCUUUUUGGAUCCGAGUUAACCGAGAGAGCUGACUUUGAACAUCGGCAAAUCCCCUGUGUUGUCACCCGUUGCAUCGAAGAGGUUGAGCUGAGGGGUAUGGAUAUGGAAGGUAUUUAUCGUAAGACUGGUGGAAAUUCUCAAACCAAGACCAUCCAAGAAGGGUUUGACAAGAAUGGGGACUACGAUAUUUCGGACCCGGAUAUCGAUAUUACUUCCGUCACGAGCGUACUGAAGCAGUACUUUAGAAAGCUACCAACACCGCUGCUGACGUUUGACAUCUAUGAUCAAAUCCUCGAGACGAGUUCAAUCCAAGGCGACACAGAAAAGUGCGAGCAUUUGCAAAAUACGAUCAAGCAGCUUCCGCAACAGCACAGGGACUGUCUCGAGUUCUUGAUGUUUCAUCUUCAUCGUGUCGCCUCCCGAGAGCGCGAGAACCUUAUGACUCCGAAGAACCUUGCGGUGGUGUUUGCACCGACCAUUAUGAGAGAUCAUAACAUCGAGCGCGAAAUGACGGAUAUGCACGCCAAGAAUAAUGCUGUGCAGUUCAUCAUUGAGAAUACUCAUAACAUUUUCAUUUAG
Hypoxylon fragiforme is the source of this 3465-nucleotide messenger RNA. RefSeq names its product RhoGAP-domain-containing protein. The transcript is spliced from 6 exons. Lineage: Eukaryota; Fungi; Ascomycota; Sordariomycetes; Xylariales; Hypoxylaceae. The record is from RefSeq and is a predicted model, not a curated record. Gene Ontology annotation, biological process: signal transduction; regulation of GTPase activity. The coding region runs from base 1 to 3465 and encodes 1154 amino acids. Gene Ontology annotation, cellular component: cytoplasm.